AUGAUGCGUGAGGAUAUGAGGGGGAUGCGUAACACUAUGUCAUUGAAUAAUUCGCGCCUCGAUUCGAUAGAAGAGAGGGUCGGGGCAUUAGAGCAAAGUGUUACUCAGAAAACUGGCAGCGCAGCUCGAUUUGAAAAUGUCAUAGCUCAACUACGACUCGAACUUGACCAAAAGGAGCAAGAGAUGCUAGUCAAUGACAUAGAAAUUACGAAUCUACCCGAGAUGCAAGCUGAGAAUCCGACUCAUCUUGUCACUAAGUUAGGAAUGACACUAGACGAACGAGACAUCGUAAGUGCGGAGCGGGUGGGGCCUAGAUACCCACGCGGCGCCUACGCGUCGACUAAGAGCGGGGACACUGCAGCACGUGGUGGGAGACCGCGACCGCUGGUAGUGCGGUUCGCUCGCCGAGCGCAUCGUGAAAAAUGA
Messenger RNA from Arctia plantaginis, 426 nucleotides. The record is from the annotation of a GenBank genome assembly. Lineage: Eukaryota; Metazoa; Arthropoda; Insecta; Lepidoptera; Erebidae.